ACACGGAAGUGACGACGCACUAGAAUCCCCCCAUACUUCCGAUCUGCUGCGAUUGCGACUCAUCUACGCGAACUGAUCUGAUCUCUGUCCGAAGAUCUCUCUUCAGCUAGCGUCGACAAGCGACCCGACGCGGUCCGGUAGUAUUUCUUCCCCCCUCCAAGCUUAUCCUUGUUGUAUUCCUGAUGAGUGACGGGGAGUGUGAUUUCUUCUGCUUCUUUCGUUGCUGCUAAAAACCACAAGGCCCCCUGGGAUUUGUGGUCCAGUCUGGGGCAGAGGGCAGCAGCUCAGAAGCUGCUGUUUGGUGGAGAGCGGCUGUCAGUCAGGCCCAGAGGGCUAUGUCUGUGGACAUGAGUAGCCAAGCCUCAGAUAGUAAUGAUGAGUUCGUUGAUGAUGACGACGAAGAUGCCGCGGAGGGAGACAUCAAAUAUUAUUACGAUAACCUUGAUGAAGACGUGGUCAUAGAAGAACCGUUUGACCCAGAAGAAUAUCAGUUCAACUGUUUGACAUACAGAGAAAGCCAGAGGGUACUAACUGAAGAAGUCAACAAUGUAGCUAGCACCCUGAAGGUGUCACCAGCUGUAGCCAAACUGGUCCUUGUACAUUUUCACUGGCAGUUGUCACAAAUACUCGAAAGGUAUAAGUCAAAUUCUUCUCAGUUGCUAUGUGAGGCUCUCGUCCAGAGCACAAGCACCUGCAGAUCUCUCACUGCUGGGAUGUCGCUGCAGUGUGGGGUGUGUCUGCAGCUGGUCCGUCGAGAUGCUCUCCUCUCUCUACCUUGUCAGCACUCCUUCUGCAAUGCAUGCUGGGAGCAGCACUGCACUGUACUUGUCAAAGAUGGCGUUGGAGUGGAGAUUUCCUGUAUGGCGCAGGACUGCUCCCUUCGAAUGCCAGAUGAUUUCGUUCUUCCUCUUCUGCCCAGCGAGGAACUGAAGGACAAAUACAGACGCUACCUCUUCAGGGACUACGUGGAGAGUCACUUCCAGCUGCAGUUGUGUCCUGGUGCUGACUGUCCAAUAGUUAUACAGGUGCAGAAACCUCGAGCUCGUAGAGUUCAGUGCAGCCGCUGCGGUGAAGUUUUCUGUUUUAAGUGCAGACAGAUGUAUCACGCCCCUACGGACUGCGCUACCAUCCGCAAAUGGCUGACGAAAUGUGCAGAUGACUCGGAGACAGCCAACUACAUCAGUGCACACACUAAAGACUGUCCUAAAUGCAAUAUCUGCAUUGAAAAGAACGGAGGAUGCAACCACAUGCAAUGCUCCAAGUGUAAACAUGAUUUCUGCUGGAUGUGUCUGGGUGAUUGGAAGACUCAUGGCAGCGAGUAUUACGAGUGCAGUCGCUACAAAGAGAAUCCAGACAUCGUGAAUCAGAGCCAGCAAGCGCAAGCCAGAGAGGCCCUCAAAAAAUACCUGUUCUACUUUGAGAGGUGGGAAAACCACAAUAAGAGCAUGCAGCUGGAGGCACAGACGUAUCAGCGGAUCCAGGAGAAGAUUCAGGAAAGAGUCAUGAACAAUCUGGGCACCUGGAUUGACUGGCAGUACCUGCUAAAUGCUGCCAAGCUACUGGCAAAGUGUCGUUACACACUGCAGUACACUUAUCCUUAUGCCUACUACAUGGAGUCUGGACCCCGCAAAAAACUGUUCGAGUAUCAGCAAGCCCAGCUGGAGGCAGAGAUCGAGAACCUUUCAUGGAAGGUGGAGAGAGCAGAUAGUUAUGAGAGAGGAGAGCCGAGCGCCAACGAUAGAGGGGAUCUGGAAAAUCAGAUGCACAUUGCUGAGCAGAAGAGACGAACGCUGCUGAAGGAUUUUCACGACACCUGAACAUCCGUCCAUUCAUUAAAUCUGAAUCGAGUUGUCUCUUCUCUCAACCGUCUUGCCCCCUCCAAAGAUAUCCCCCAUCCUUUGUCAAAACUCUACACUGCAUCUCAAAACGUUUUGUGCAUCUCUUUCUUUCUGUUAAUCUCGUUCACAGCAUCACUUUUAAAGCUGUAUUUUCCCCUUUUGUUUAUUCUUCAUCAAUGCCCCUAUAUUUUUAGGCUUUCUAAACUUAACUCGGCUGCAGGGUUUGAGAAUAGCAUGAUUGUUUCCCAGCGUAGACAUGCAUACACACAUCGCAUUUUCACGCCUCUGUGUUGGCUUACAUCACACACAUAUGCGCGUACAGACACUCCAAACACUGUUUAACUCUUCACCUCCAUCAUUGCUCAUUUGGCUUUCUUUCUCGCUUAUCAUGAUUUUUUUUCCUGGAAAAGGCCGUUGAUGGUUAUAUCAUUUAAAAAAACUGAAAAAUUAAAAAAGAUGAAAAAUAAAUGAUGCUGUAAUUUUCAACGGUUGUACAUUAAUACAGAAAUAGAGUUACUGAGAGAAAGUUUUUAAACUAGA
Triplophysa rosa is the source of this 2378-nucleotide messenger RNA. RefSeq names its product ariadne homolog 2 (Drosophila) (gene arih2). NCBI's taxonomy places the organism in Eukaryota, Metazoa, Chordata, Actinopteri, Cypriniformes, Nemacheilidae. The record is from RefSeq and is a predicted model, not a curated record. The transcript is spliced from 15 exons. Bases 336 to 1817 code for a protein of 493 amino acids. Gene Ontology annotation, cellular component: ubiquitin ligase complex; cytoplasm. Gene Ontology annotation, molecular function: zinc ion binding; ubiquitin conjugating enzyme binding; ubiquitin protein ligase activity. Gene Ontology annotation, biological process: protein polyubiquitination; positive regulation of proteasomal ubiquitin-dependent protein catabolic process; ubiquitin-dependent protein catabolic process.